Molecule: messenger RNA, 2976 nt
Organism: Pneumocystis jirovecii RU7
Lineage: Eukaryota; Fungi; Ascomycota; Pneumocystomycetes; Pneumocystales; Pneumocystaceae
Product: glycine dehydrogenase
Exons: 5
Coding region: 1-2976 (991 amino acids)
Biological process (GO): glycine decarboxylation via glycine cleavage system
Cellular component (GO): mitochondrion; glycine cleavage complex
Molecular function (GO): pyridoxal phosphate binding; glycine dehydrogenase (decarboxylating) activity; glycine binding
Source: RefSeq, a predicted model, not a curated record
AUGAAGUUAUUAAAUAAAAUAUUCUACAGGAAAUCAUAUAUAAGAAUUAAUAAAUGCUGGACACAUAACAGUAUAUAUAAAGCAUUAGAUUCAUUGGAAAAACGUCAUUUAGGUGUUAAUGGACCCAAAGAGGAAAAACAUCUCCUUAAACAAUUAGGAUUAAACGAUCUUGACACAUUUAUCAAAAAGACAAUCCCUAAUAAUAUUUUAAUAACUGAUAAAGAAAUUGAAAAUACUUUAGAUAAAGGACUAAGCGAAAGCGAAUUACUUUUUCGUUUACAUAAAUAUGCAUCAAAAAAUUCUCUUACUAAAAGUUUAAUUGGAAUGGGAUAUGUUGGAACAAAUAUUCCGACUGUUAUCCAACGUAACAUCCUUGAAAAUCCUGCAUGGUAUACCAGUUAUACUCCUUACCAGCCAGAAAUGUCACAAGGUCGACUAGAAUGUUUAAUUAACUAUCAAACUAUGAUUUCAGACCUUACAGAGCUUCCCAUAUCUAACGCUUCUUUGCUUGAUGAAAGUACAGCAGCAGGAGAAGCUAUGGUAAUGGCAUUCUCUAUUCUGAAUCAAAAACGAAAAACUUUUUACGUAGACAUAAAUGCACACCCACAAACCAUAGCAGUUCUUGAGUUGCGUUCUUCUGGUUUUGGUAUUAAUAUUGUUGUAGGGAAGCCUACAAAAGAAAAUAUAGAACCAUUAAAAGAUGACAUUUUUGGGGUCUUAUUACAAUAUCCCGAUACUUUUGGAGGAAUUCAUGAUUACACAUUUCUUUCUCAGUACAUUCAUUCUCUUAAUGCCCAUAUUAUAUGUGCUACUGAUUUACUUGCCUUAACAUUACUACAGUCUCCAAGUCAAUGGGGUGCAGAUAUUAUUGUUGGAUCAUCCCAAAGAUUCGGAGUACCUAUGGGUUUUGGCGGACCCCAUGCAGCAUUCAUUGCAUGUAAAGACAUAUAUAAACGCAAAAUUCCAGGGCGAAUAGUCGGUAUUAGCAAAGAUCGUAAUGGAAAGCUUGCAUAUCGUCUUGCUUUACAAACACGUGAGCAACAUAUUAGACGGGAAAAAGCUACUAGUAACAUUUGUACAUCACAAGUAUUACUUGCAAACAUGGCAUCUUUAUAUGCAGUAUACCAUGGUCCUAUGGGACUUAGGAAUAUAGCAGAGAAAAUUCUAAGUUUAACAAAAAUACUCGGAGAAUUUAUUAUUAAACAAGGACAUUCUUUAUAUAGUAAUAUAUAUUUUGAUACGAUAACUAUUAAAUUAAAAAAUCGCAAUUCCGAUCAAUUUCUAAAAAAAGCAUUAUCAAAAGGCUAUAAUUUACGUCCUAUUAAUGAAGAAACAAUUGGAGUAACUUUAGAUGAAACAGUAACAGAAAACGAUAUGAAAUAUCUUUUUGAAAUUUUUUCUACAAAUACUUAUAGCACAGAAACACCUAUUUCUAUGUCAAAAAAACUGAACAUAUCCUCAGAAUCACCUGCUACAUUACCAGAAAAAUUUCAACGAAAAACAACAUUUUUACAACAAAAAGUCUUUAAUUCAUAUCAUACCGAAACAGAAAUACUUCGAUAUAUACAUCAUCUCCAAUCUAAAGACAUAUCUUUAGUAUAUUCCAUGAUACCUCUUGGAAGCUGUACUAUGAAACUGAAUGCGACCACUGAAAUGUUGGGUAUUACAUGGCCUGAAUUCAAUUCUCUUCAUCCAUUUGUACCAAGUGAUCAAGCCAAAGGCUAUCAUAUGCUUAUUAAAGAAUUAGAAAAUGAUUUAUUAUUAAUUACAGGAUUUGAUGCAUGUACAUUUCAACCAAAUUCUGGAGCAAGUGGAGAAUAUACAGGGCUUCAAAUUAUAUCUAAAUAUCAUAAAGAAAAUAAACAAAGUCAUCGUAAUAUAUGUCUUAUUCCAAUAUCUGCUCAUGGUACAAAUCCUGCUUCUGCUGCGAUGGCUGGAAUGAAAGUUAUCCCUAUAAAAUGUGACUCAAAUGGAAAUAUUCAAUUAGAUGAUCUUAAAAUGAAAGCAAAUUUACAUAAAAAUAAUCUAGCUGUUUUCAUGGUUACAUAUCCUAGUACACAUGGUGUUUUCGAGCCUCAUAUUAUAGAAGCAUUAAAAAUUGUUCAUGAUUUUGGUGGACAAGUAUAUUUUGACGGAGCAAACAUGAAUGCACAAAUCGGAUUAUGCAAUCCAGCAAAAAUUGGUGCUGAUAUCUGUCAUUUAAAUUUACACAAAACAUUUUGCAUACCUCAUGGCGGAGGAGGACCAGGCGUUGGCGUAUGUGCAAUGAAAAAUCAUUUAUCACAUUACAUUCCUGGUCAUCCUGUAGUUAAGACAGGCGGGAAAAAAGCCAUUCCUUCUGUCGCUUCAGCACCUUGGGGUUCUGCUAGCAUUCUACCUAUUUCAUGGGCUUAUAUCAAAAUGCUAGGAGGAAAAGGUCUUGUUCAUGCAUCAAAAAUUGCUCUUUUAAAUGCAAAUUAUAUGGCUUCUAAAUUAUCAAAACAUUAUAAAAUAUUAUAUACUAACUCAGAAGGAAUGUGUGCUCAUGAAUUUAUUUUAGAUGUUCGUGAUUUUAAAAAAACAUCAGGAAUUGAGGCCAUAGAUAUUGCUAAACGUUUACAAGACUAUUCAUUCCAUGCACCAACAAUGUCAUGGCCAGUACCAAAUACUUUAAUGAUAGAACCUACAGAGUCAGAAAGCAUAGCAGAAAUGGAUAGAUUUUGUGAUGCAUUAAUCUCAAUAAGACAAGAGAUUAAAGAAAUCGAAGAAGGAAAACAACCUAAAGAGAAUAAUUUACUUUCUAAUGCUCCGCAUCCAUUAGAUGAUUUUAUUUCUGAAAAAUGGAAUAGACCUUAUACCAAAGAGAAAGCAGCCUAUCCUUUAGAAUACCUUAGAAAACGAAAAUUCUGGCCUUCAACUGCAAGAAUAGACGAUACCUGGGGUGAUUUAAACUUUUUUUGUAGCUGUGAACCAUCUAAUGAUUUUUUAAAUCACUGA